Rhizophagus irregularis DAOM 181602=DAOM 197198 is the source of this 2114-nucleotide messenger RNA. The record is from RefSeq and is a predicted model, not a curated record. NCBI's taxonomy places the organism in Eukaryota, Fungi, Glomeromycota, Glomeromycetes, Glomerales, Glomeraceae.
CAGUGAAAUGCGGUGAAUGUACAACAGUGCAGUGAAACAUAGAAUAUACAGUAUUAAAAAAAGGACCCUUUCUUUUUGAAAUGCACCAUUUAGAAAUUUAAAUUUUUUAAAUUGUUGACAAAUAAAACUAUUUAUUAAUAAUGUCAAUUUCUACUAAUAUCAAAGAUUCAAGUAAUAACAUUAAUUGGUUAGAAAAAUCAGCAGAGAAGGGUGAUAAAAGGUCAAUGCACAAUCUUGCCUUACAUUACUACAAUGGCAAAGAAACAGUAAAGGACUUGGGAAUGGCCUUUCACUGGUUUCAGAAAGGGGCAGAGAAGGGUCAUGAAAGGUCAAUGCACAAUCUUGCCUUACAUUACUACAAAGGUGAAGGGACAGCGAAGGACUUGGGAAUGGCCUUUUACUGGUAUCAGAAAGGGGCAGAAAAGGGUCAUGAAAGGUCAAUGCACAGUCUUGCUUUACGUUACUAUAAUGGUGAAGGGACAGCGAAGGACUUGGGAAUGGCCUUUUACUGGUAUCAGAAAGGGGCAGAAAAGGGUUAUGAAGGGUCAAUGCAUAGUCUUGCCUUAUGUUACUAUAAUGGUGAAGGGACAGUGAAGGACUUGGGAAUGGCCUUUCACUGGUAUCAGAAAGGAGCAGAAAAGGGUCAUGAAAGGUCAAUGCACAGUCUUGCCUUACGUUACUAUAAUGGUGAAGGGACAGCAAAGGACUUGGGAAUGGCCUUUCACUGGUAUCAGAAAGGGGCAGAUAAGGGUCAUGAAAGGUCAAUGCAUGAUCUUGCCUUUUGUUACUACAAAGGUGAAGGGACAGCAAAGGACUUGGGAAUGGCCUUUCACUGGUAUCAGAAAGGGGCAGAUAAGGGUCAUGAAGAGUCAAUGUACGGUCUUGCCUUUUGUUACAAUAAAGGUGAAGGGAUAGCAAAGGACGUGGAAAUGGCCUUUCACUGGUUUCAGAAAGGGGCAGAGAAGGGUCAUGAAGAGUCAAUGCAUGGUCUUGCCUUAUGUUACUACAAUAAUGAAGGAACAGCAAAGGACUUGGGAAUGGCUUUUCACUGGUAUCAGAAAGGGGCAGAGAAGGGUCAUGAAGGGUCAAUGCAUAACCUUGCCUUAUGUUAUGAAAAUGGUGAAGGGACAGCGAAGGAUUUGGGGAUGGCCUUUCACUGGUUUCAGAAAGGGGCAGAGAAGGGUCAUGAAAGGUUAAUGUACAGUCUUGCCUUAUAUUACCACAAUGGUAAAGAGACAGCAAAGGACUCAGAAAUGGCCUUUUACUGGUAUCAGAAAGGGGCAGAGAAGGGUCAUGAAGGGUCAAUGUACAACCUUGCCUUAUGUUAUGAUAAUGGUAAUGGAAUAGCAAAGGACUUAGGAAUGGCCUUUCACUGGUAUCAGAAAGGGGCAGAGAAUGGUUAUGAAGGGUCAAUGCACAACCUUGCCUUAUGUUACAAAAAUGGUAAAGGGAUAGCAAAGGACUUGGGAAUGGCCUUUUACUGGUAUCAGAAAGGGGCAGAGAAGGAUCAUGAAAGUUCAAUGCAUAGUCUUGCCUUAUGUUACAAAAAUGGUAAAGGGACAGCGAAGGACUUGGGGAUGGCCUUUCACUGGUUUCAGAAAGGGGCAGAGAAGGGUUAUGAAAGGUCAAUGCACAGUCUUGCCUUAUGUUACGAAAAUGGUGAAGGAAUAGCAAAGGACUUGGAAAAAGCCUUUUAUUGGCACAAAAUAACUCCUGAUACUUUUAAAAUUAACAACUUAUUAUGUAAGGAAUGCAAUCAACCAUAUAUUGAUCACAAAUGGUGCCAACAAUGUAAUAUUAAUCAAUUUCAGCAAGAUUUUUCAAAAUGGACUAGUAAAAAUAAAUUUAUUGAUAAAUUUAUUCAAGAAGCACAACUAAAUGCUAAAAGUAAUUAUGAAGUUUUAGAAUGGAUACCUUAUAAUAAAUUGAAUAAUAUUAAUUAUUAUGAUAAAGGAGGAUUUAGUGAAAUUUAUAGGGCUAUCUGGUUAGAUGGACCUAUUGAUAGUUGGAACUUUGAUGAACAACAAUGGAAUAGAUGGACUGAAUAUGAGGUUAUUCUUAAAAAUCUUAAUACUUCAUCAAGUUUAAGUGAUAAAUUUUUAGAUGAGGUAUAG